AUGGUGGUGAUUGAACCGGUUGUUUCACCGAACGUGGAGGAGGAGAAGGUGGAGAAAAGAAUCCCCGAAGUGAAAAACCCGGCGAAAGAUGAAUCCACGGCGUCAUCAUCAUCAGCGGCUGCAGAUUGUGCUGCAGGAUACGCUUCCGAUGGGUUCGAAACAGCCAGCGAAGCUGACCUCACCGAAGAGGAUACUGUAGGAGAAGAAUCGGAGCGAGUGAUUGAGAACACAACCGAAGCUGAAACACGAACUGAGGACCAAGGGGAGACGCGGGAAGAGGGACCAGUGGAAUUGAAUCAAGAGGAAAUCAACGAGAAAGCAUUAACAGAUGCAAACAAUGCUAAAGCUGAAGGUAACAAUUUGUUCAAAGAUGGGCUCUACGAAGAAGCUUUAUUGAAGUAUGACAUUGCCUUACAAGGUGUGGAAAAUAUACCCUCCUCUUCUGAACUGUGUUCGGUGUGCCAUGCUAAUCGUGCUGCAUGCUAUUCCAAAAUGGUAAGCUUAUAA
Oldenlandia corymbosa var. corymbosa is the source of this 507-nucleotide messenger RNA. Lineage: Eukaryota; Viridiplantae; Streptophyta; Magnoliopsida; Gentianales; Rubiaceae. The record is from the annotation of a GenBank genome assembly.